GUAUGGGGCUUUGUUUUGAUUUAGGAAACUGUGUGUCACGGAAUGUGUGUUUGAAUUGGCAAUAUCCACCGUGACGAGACACGUAAGGACAUUUUAGUGUUUAACAACUGAUCGCUUCCUCUUUCUUGGAAAGGUUGUGUCUGAUAAUAAACGGUUCACGGUCUCAGAGGCUGUGAUCCGUCUCGACCUCGCCAGUUUAAUGUUUUGCUUGACGUCAGAGGGUUAAAACAACUGAAUUCAUAAAAUAACCACUGAGGAGAGACUCGCAGGUGAAAUCAAUGAGUCGGUAGCACGAGCGCUCCAAUAGGACAUUAUGAAGCGUCAUUAAGUUCGUGUUUUAUUUCCUGGCGCCAUCUAGUGGUUUAACGUCGAACAACACGUCAGAACAGCAACUCCCAGAAUGCACUUCCGCAAUUCCGCCAUAGAACAACCGGCAUUGUGGUGCAAACGUGGAGCUACACCUGAUGAUGGACAACAAACCCGUGAAGGCGAUAUUAUUUGACUUGGACAACACGCUGAUAGAAACAAGCCGCGCAGGUGAAGUGGCGAUGCAAAAGACAGCUGAACUCCUGAAGUCCUCCCUGAGCCUUGACGACGACAUCAUCCGUAGCAUCUGUGACAAGUUUAAGAGGAAGCUCCUGCAUGAAAGCUUUGACCCCACAGCAGGCAGAUCCAUAGACGAGCUCCGCGUGGGCCACUGGGAGGAGAGCCUGCAGGAGGCCGUGGGCGGCGCAUGCAGCCCCACCCUGGCAGCUCAGUGUUACUCCCUGUGGAAACGCAGUCGCCUGGAGAGGCUCAGUCUGGCCCCUGAAGUGCGCAGCCUGCUCGAACUGCUGCGCAGCACAUACAAGCUGCUGCUGCUGACCAACGGAGAAGCUGCCACACAGAGGCAGAAAGUGGAGGCGGCCGGAUGCGAGGAGCUCUUCGACGCCAUCGUGAUCGGAGGCGAGCAUGCAGAGCAGAAGCCAUCCGUCUCCAUCUUCAUGUGGUGUUUUCACUUGCUGCAGGUGCAGGCAGAGGACUGUGUCAUGGUGGGAGACUCCCUGGAUACGGACAUUCAGGGCGGCUUUGACGCGGGCGUACGGGCCACAGUUUGGAUCAGCAGCGCAGCGGGUGUCGUUCCACAUGAUUCAGUAAAACCAGAUUAUACUAUUCCUACAGUGCUGGACCUGCCCCAGGUUCUGGCACAGCUGAAAUAGGCUAAACUGGACACAGAACCAGUCUUAAACUGAGUCUUGAUAUUUUACAGACAUGUAGUUGACAGGUUAUAUUUCUACUAAAGUAAUUUUUAUUUGCAGGUUUUCCAAAGAUUCCCAUUCUGUUUUAAUUGCAUCACAGAUUGUAAUACAACUGGUUACAACACUAAAAUGUCAUCUAUGCACCAAUAAGUUAUUGUAAUUUAAUACAAAUUUUAUUGCAGAAUAAAGUUUCCCUUUUUGGAGAAAUAUA
Molecule: messenger RNA, 1449 nt
Organism: Betta splendens (Siamese fighting fish)
Lineage: Eukaryota; Metazoa; Chordata; Actinopteri; Anabantiformes; Osphronemidae
Gene: nanp
Product: N-acetylneuraminic acid phosphatase
Exons: 2
Coding region: 465-1199 (244 amino acids)
Molecular function (GO): hydrolase activity
Source: RefSeq, a predicted model, not a curated record